This is a messenger RNA of Aspergillus calidoustus, 2151 nucleotides long. NCBI's taxonomy places the organism in Eukaryota, Fungi, Ascomycota, Eurotiomycetes, Eurotiales, Aspergillaceae. The record is from the annotation of a GenBank genome assembly.
GUUCCUGGAUGCAUCUCACAUCGAACAGGACAUGAUCAUGAAGCUCUCGUUUGGGACCGUAUUCGGUCUGCUUGCUGCAGCCAAUGCAGCGAGUCUUGCGCCCGACGCUCUCCAGCAGAUUCUGGGAGCCUCAUCCGAGUCCGACCAGCCCAACUUUAUCUUUGUCAUCACCGACGACCAGGAUCUCAAGCUCGACUCGAUCGAUUACAUGCCAUUGAUGCUGAAACACCUCAAGCAAAAAGGGACAUUUUUCCGCAACCACUUCGUCACUACGGCGCUCUGCUGCCCGUCGCGCGUGAGCCUGUGGACUGGCCGCCAGGCGCACAACACAAACGUCACAGACGUCAGUCCGCCGUAUGGCGGCUAUCCCAAGUUUGUGGAUCGCGGGUUCAACGACAACUUCCUGCCGGUGUGGCUGCAAAACGCGGGGUAUGACACGUUCUACACGGGCAAACUCUUCAACGCACACACCGUCGACAACUACCACAGCCCACACGUCAACGGCUUCAAUGGGUCGGAUUUCCUCCUGGAUCCAUACACCUACUCGUAUCUGAACUCCACCUACCAGCGAAACCAGGAUGCGCCUGUCAGCUACGAGGGGCGACAUACAAUCGAGGUCAUCACCGAGAAGGCGUUGGGCUUCCUGGACGAUGCGCUCGCGGGCGAGAGACCGUUCUUCCUCACUGUUGCACCCGUCGCGCCUCACUCCAAUGUAGAUCCUGGUGCAGUCGAUGCCGUGGUGCCGCCAGUCAUGACCGAGCCGAUCCCAUUGGAUCGCCACAAGGACCUCUUCGACGGCGUUACAGUCCCGCGCACAGAACACUUCAACCCGGACGAACCCAGCGGGGUGAACUGGAUCCGGAAUCUCCCCAAGCAGGACGAGGAUACUGUCGCUUACCACGACCUCUUCUACCGUAGGCGGCUGCAGGCCCUUCAAGGCGUCGAUGAGCUGGUCGAUUCCCUCGUCACGCGGCUUGAGGCCAGUGGGCAGGCGGACAACACGUACAUCAUCUAUACAUCCGACAACGGCUACCAUAUUGGGCAGCACCGCUUGCCUCCAGGGAAGACCUGUGGCUUUGAGGAGGAUAUUCGGGUGCCGCUCAUCAUUCGUGGACCUGGGGUUGCGGCUGAUGAGACCCAAGACACGGUUACCACACAUAUCGAUCUUGUUCCGAGCAUCUUUGAUCUUGCGGGGAUUCCAUUGCGCGAGGACUUUGACGGGACCCCUAUUCCGGUGCGCGGCGAUGCACAUUCCGCGUAUCAGCGACACGAGCAUGUCACAGUCGAAUAUUGGGGAUUGGGAUACCUCGAAGGGGAAAAGGGCGCUCUAUCCAACCCAAAUCACACCCCGAUCAUUCUGAACAACACAUACAAGUCGGUUCGAAUCAUCGGCGAGAACUACAACCUGUACUACUCCGUCUGGUGCAACAACGAGCACGAACUCUAUGAUCUGACUGCCGACCCAUACCAGCUGAACAACCUCUACUCGUCACCUGAAGCAGCGCAGGACACCGAGGUUGAACUGCUCGGGUAUAGCCUGUCACAGGUCAUCACACGCCUAGACUCCAUCCUUCUUGUUCUCAAAUCAUGCAAAGGCUCCACAUGCAUCAAGCCAUGGGAUGUGCUGCACCCAGACGGGAAAGUCCAGAACCUGCAGGAUGCGUUGGGCUCGCAAUAUGACGGAUUCUAUGCCAGCCAGGCACGGGUCUCGUACGACCGCUGCGAGCGGGGGUACAUUGUAGAGUCAGAGGGCCCACAAGAGGCACUGUCAUACUCGCGGUACGGGCUGAGCUGGGACGCGUGGGUAUAGAAGGAGCAAACUACUCCUGCAAAGUAAAUAGAACGCCAAGUCAGUCCGCUUGAAUAGUCUACUAUAAGCGAGGCGGAAGAUAAUAAAAUGCCCUCCUCCGCUUACGAAGAAAGUAGAAAUCCUCCACUUUCAGCGUAAAAGCCCACGAUCAUUGGAGAAAAGAGCUGGUGGCAUAACCUCCGCACGCGAAGACGGCAUUUUGCGCGUGGGUAACUUGCAGAAGCCCCACUGGUUAGUCUGAGAUCGAUAAGACGCUUGACGAGUCAAGAUCUGGGCUCAGCGUGGCCGAUGAUUGCGCCAUAGCGGCUUCGAUUGUCGACACCACCAAAACAUGGCAUGGC